Populus trichocarpa (black cottonwood) is the source of this 3224-nucleotide messenger RNA. Its product is annotated as pentatricopeptide repeat-containing protein At2g32630. NCBI's taxonomy places the organism in Eukaryota, Viridiplantae, Streptophyta, Magnoliopsida, Malpighiales, Salicaceae. Gene Ontology annotation, molecular function: protein binding. The transcript is spliced from 3 exons. The coding region runs from base 277 to 2130 and encodes 617 amino acids. The record is from RefSeq and is a predicted model, not a curated record.
UUCUAUUGCCCAUGACCGCCUAAUCAAUCAGCCAAUGACUAUCAGUAUACUAUCGAUUCCACUUCACCCCGGAACCACAUGGUGGUGCAAGUGACUUGCCACAAAUUGUUAACGAUUUGUUUUCCGACCGAUAUGGCGUCGGUGUUUCAGGUGAGCUUCUUUGUUUUGUUAGUUUGAUGGUUACUAGGUUUUUAGAUACAUAGACUUGGACAACAUCGUUGAUGUUUGAUAACUUUUAGCUUGUGUUUGUGUUUUUGCUAAGAAAUUAUAGUAGAAAUGGCUACACAGAAAUUGUUGCAGACAUUCAAGAAAACACCCAUUACUGCAAGCCCCACUUCAUUAUCUAAUUCAGAAUUGGCACAAAAGAUUGCUAAAACCCUAAUCAAAGCUGGCCUAAAACCCUUCGAAACAACCAACUCAUCUUUGCUUUCCAACCUAGAUUCUCACAUAACCAACCUUGUUUUCUCCAACCCAAAUGUCCCACUUCAUUCUUGCUUGAAUUUCUUCAACUUUUUGCGAAAAAAUCAAUCCUUUGUUUCUCAUAAACCUGAUCUUCAAUCCCAUCUAAGCGUUGUUUUUAGAUUGUUCAAGGCUAGAAGGUUUGCAGAAAUGAAAAGAGUUUUGACUUAUGUUGCUAUGGAUAGUAAUCUUAGAUGCCCGGUUGCAAAUCUUGUUUCUUUGGUUGAAGAGAGUGGAUUUAAUAAUGAACCCAACUUUGUGGAGAAGUUGUGUGAUAUGCUGUUUAGGGUUUAUGCCGAUUGUAAUUUGUUUGAAGAGGGUUUUCGGGUUUUUGAUUAUAUGGUGAGCUAUGAGUUAAAGAUUGAUGAUAGGUCUUGUAUUGUGUUUUUGCUUGCAUUGAAGAGGUGUGAUAAAAUGGAGGCUUGUUUGGGUCUUUUUAAAAGAAUGGUUGAGUUUAAUGUGGAGGUUACAGUUUAUUCUUUGACGAUUGUGAUUGAUGGGUUGUGUAAGAGACGAAGGGUUAAAAGGGCUAUCGAUUUGAUGAUUGAAAUGGCUAGCAAAGGGAUUAAACCGAAUGUUGUUACAUAUAACACACUUAUAAAUGCAUAUAUUAAGAGAACGGAUUUUGAUGGUGUUAAUGAGAUGUUGAGAUUGAUGGAAGUGGAUGAAGUUGCAUUUAAUGUGGCUACAUAUACUCUUUUGAUUGACUGGCAUGGUAGUUCUGGUAAGAUCGACGAAGUUGAGAGGAUGUUUGAAGAAAUGUGUGAGAAAGGGAUUAAAGCAGAUAUUCAUGUUUAUACUGUGGUCAUUAAUUGGAACUGUAAAAUUGGAAAUACAAAAAGGGCAUUUGCCUUGUUUGAUGAGUUGACUGAGAAAGGCCUUGUUGCCAAUGUUCACACAUAUGGAGCAUUGAUUGAUGGUGUUUGCAAGGCUGGUGAAAUGGAGGCAGCUGAGAUAUUGGUGAAUGAGAUGCAAACCCGAGGGCUUGAUGUCAAUCAACUGAUAUAUAAUACGCUUAUAGAUGGUUAUUGCAAAAGGGGGUUGAUAGAUGAAGCUUUUAAGGUGCAAGUCAUAAUGGAGAAGAAAGGAUUUGAGAAUGAUAUCUAUACUCUUAACACUAUUGCUGAUGGGUUACGUAAAUUGAACCAGCCUGAAGAAGCAAAGAGGUGGUUACUUACAAUGAUUGAAAAGGGCGUGGUUCCUAAUGUUGUCAGCUAUACCACUUUAAUUGACAUAUAUUGCAAGGAAGGGAAUUUUGUGGAAGCAAAGAAACUGUUUCAAGAAAUGAAGAAAGCGGGGGGAGAGCCUAAUGCUGUUACAUACAAUGUUCUAAUUGAUGGGCACAGCAAGAAAGGUAGGAUGAAGGAAGCUUAUGAGCUAAGAGAUGAAAUGAGAGCAAAAGGGAUAUUCCCAGACAUAUAUACUUACACAUCACUUUUGCAUGGAGAAUGCAUUUUUGGGAAGCUGGAUGAUGCAGUGGAACUCUUCAAUGAAGUGCGCCAAAAGGGCUUACCUCUCAAUGUAGUCACUUAUACAGCAAUAAUUUCAGGCUUGUCCAAGGAAGGAAGAUCUGAAGAAGCAUUCAAGUUGUAUGAUGAGAUGACAGAGGCAGGUCUUACACCUGAUGAUAGAGUCUAUACUUCACUUGUCAGCAGCCUUCACAAAGCAUAGUUUAUCUUUCACAAUUUUUUUUGUGAAGCAUGAUAUGUUCUUGAAGGAAGAGACCCAGAAAUUCUAUGAAGUUGUCUUGGGAUUUGUGCUCAACUGCCCAUCAAAAGGCCAUUGUCCAAUGUUUUGAAGGAGAUUGGCUGUUCAACUAUGGUAUCAGUAUUUGGCUUCCGUUUACUUGAAUCAGACCGGCUAAUUGUAAUGAAUCUUUCAGACAUGUACAUUUCCUAGGAACUUAGAGGAGAGGACAAGAUGAAGCAUGUGACAGCAAUUAUGGGAAGGUGGCUUGGCAAACUCGCAGUUGAUCAGCUCAUCUUUCAUGUUGCAAUGUUCAAUUUCCAAAAUCUCCUACUUCUUUCACCCGUACUCUUCAUGCCUUCUCAAGCUACCCAAAGCCUAUAGAAUCUUUACCCCCCUGUUGCGUGUUGCUUUGUCCAAUAGCCCUCAGUGACGUAAAAAAUGAAGAGGAAUGGAAAAUACCUGUCUUUUUCUGUAAUGAUGUCUACCAAGUCUGACUCUUAAGUCUUACUCAUACUGUAAAAACAGGGGGGUAAAGCUGGGAGGUGCUUGCUUGCUUUGCCUUGCGAAACCGAGUUCAGGACGGUGAUCCACUUAAGUUCUGGUGAAGUAGUUUGCAAAUUGAUUUGCAUACUAUGCGAUGAGAGGACGAAAGUUAUGUAACAUGGGAAAAAAAGAGUAGGGUCUACCUUGUUCUUGGCUCUGAGGAGUUCCCAAAUUCUAUUAAAACAUUGCUCCUUAAAUAUCUACCGGUCGACUAUAGAUGUGUAAAUGUGUCUCUCAAUUGCAUUGUGAAGGGAGAUCGAAGACUGAUUUUCUGACGCUGUGGGGGCACAAGAUGGAAAAGGAAGAGAACUGCUCAGGCAUUUUUUUUUUUCUUUCAUGUGAGACAUAUACAUUGUGACUUCUGAGUCUCAGACAGACCAUGUCAAUUAGAUGUGCUUAGUGACAAACACUAGACUAAACCUGUAAGCCAUUUUUCAGGAGUCCAGUAGUUGAGUCUUUUGACAGCAGAAUUGGCCAUCAGAUGGCUUCAGGCAAUACCAAUCAUGUUUAUCACCGUUUUUGCAUCAUCCAAA